GUCAAAGUAGUAGAUUGUAAUGUAGUGAACUCUGAGGUUUGAAUCAGCUACGAUUAAAGGCACCGCGUUCAGGCGUUUGAAGGGUUUUGUAUGUGACAGUUUGUGAGUCACGUACUCCAAAAUAGAGACGGAAAUACUUUACAUGCCCACGAGGAAGAGCUAGCACCCCGAGCAUCUAAAGGGUGCAAGUUUUACAGAAACUCCCACUGACAGCAACGGACAACAGAAAGCCAGAGGUCACCAUCACUGGAAGUGCCCACCAUCACCUGGACAACCUGACAUACCUUAUAUAUAACAGUCUACUAUAAUCAAAGACACAACACAAGUUUGAAAUACCCUGAAUCCAAGUGGCAGAAUAACUCCAGUAUGAAUCCCCAGGGUGGCCAUUAUUUAAACAAGACAGCAGUACUGUCCCCUCUGGGUGCUGUCCGUUUGGCCGAGCUUGCUCUUGGGUGUACCGUGAUCUCUUUAGUGGUUCACGGUGCAGGAUACAGUGCCGUCUAUGGGAUCUUCUGCAUGGCAGCGUGGAGCAUUUGCUUCGGUCUCUCGGCAGCCAUCUUUGCUCUGGACGUCACACGUCUUCACUCAUGUCUUCCUGUGUCUUGGGAGAACCUGACUGUGACCCUGGCAGCACUGUCUGCUCUGCUUUAUCUCACAGCUUCCAUUGUGUACCCAGUUUACUUUGUGCGCAAUGAGUGUCCAUAUAAUAACUGCGAGGUCAGAAAUUUCCGGAUAGCUGUAACUGUAUGUUCCUGGGCAGCGUUCGUGGCGUACAUCGCUGAAGUGUCCUUGUCCCGGGCCAAAUCAACAAGAGCGGCCGGGUAUAUGUCCACUCCAUCUGGCCUUCUGAAGGUGUUGCAGGCUUACAUCGGCUGUGCGAUUUUUAUCACUCUUGCUAAUGGGAGUGAGUUCUGGCGUCACGCAGCAACCGUGUACUGUGUUGCAGUGUUUGUGCUGUGUUUUGCUGUGACAGUGUUGGUGGUGGCAAUGAAUGUGCUUGGACGCACCACCUUCCUGAAUCUGCCGCUCGACCGUUUUGUAGUGCUCUACACAUUUGCAGCGGUGCUUCUGUACAUGAGCGCUGCUGUGACCUGGCCCGUGUUAUGCUUCGACAGGAAGUAUGGCACACCGCUCAGACCUCAGGGCUGUCCUGGGGGAAAGUGCGCAUGGGACAGCCAGCUUGUUGUGACCGUGUUCUGCUUUCUCAACCUGGCGUUUUACGUUGCAGAUCUCUGCUUCUCCCAGAGAGCACGGUUUGUGACACGGCAGCCACGUGUAUAACUCCUACAUUGUACUUGUGUUCUCUGCCCACCUAUUUAUCAUUGGAUCAUUAGACUGUGCCUUAGAUCACAUGCUUAUAUAUCAGUCUACUGUUCACACAGCAAAAUGAACAAACUUACAGUUGAAAGGACCACAGUGGACACUUUUUGUGCAUUAACAUUAAACUGAAAAACUCAAUUUAACUAUGGAGGUCCAU
This is a messenger RNA of Silurus meridionalis, 1477 nucleotides long. RefSeq names its product myeloid-associated differentiation marker-like protein 2. NCBI's taxonomy places the organism in Eukaryota, Metazoa, Chordata, Actinopteri, Siluriformes, Siluridae. The transcript has a single exon. Gene Ontology annotation, cellular component: membrane. The coding region runs from base 367 to 1281 and encodes 304 amino acids. The record is from RefSeq and is a predicted model, not a curated record.